CAGCCAUCAGACAACCGCAACGUCGUUCCGAGUGUACAACCACCCUACGGCAAAAUGGCCAAAUGCGUCUUCUAUCUAUGCAUAUACACCUCCGUCAUCGUUCAUGCGAGAGCGGAGGCAGGGAUCUUCUACAAUCCUCCGACCGGCGGCCCCAUCCACGACUACUCGGAGGACCCCGUCUACACCCUCGAACAGACCGUCCAGCUCCGAUGGGCGACCAGCCUCGAAUACCUCUCUCUGAUGCUCUGGCAGAAUGACAAUUCCGACUACGAGUGGCUUCAAACCAACCUCAGCGGUGUCACCAGCUACGACUGGGUGGUCAGCACCCAAAGGAACCUGAGCGACGGCGUAGUGUUCUUCUUCCAGAUCCGCGAUGCGACCGAUCUGGAAGACUGGGACGGGGUGUUCGCCAGCCACUACUUCAAUAUCUCUGCGGGUACGACCACCACGGCAGCAAUCGGAACCUCAACUACAACAACGGCGGUAUCGACGUCUGCCACAUCCAUCCCCUCUGUGGCGUUGACUGCAUCAGCUGCUGUCACCGCCACAUCGGCAUCGGCGGAGACCACCACCCCGGCAGCGACGACUUCGGGGUCGGGUAGAGGAGCAAAGAUCGGAAUCGGAGUGGGGGUGCGUUUGGGCUGUGCGCUGUUGCUGACGAUCGGACUGGCCUGGUACUGGCUCUGGCGACGUAGGAAGGUAGCCAGACGAGGGGCGAUGGCUCCGAUGGAUAUGAGAAGCGAGACUGUGCCAUCGUAUGAGUUGCCGGCUUUCUCGAAGGAUCCCAAAUACUCGCGUGCAUCGGUACCUGCGGAGAUGGAGGGCCGCGAGGAGGUCCCGUAUGAGUUGCCAUCAUAAGAGACUCACUGCAUCUAGGGCCUGUCAUGGGACAAUAUCGGUGAUCAUCGGUUAAUGAUAAUAUCU
Molecule: messenger RNA, 924 nt
Organism: Aspergillus aculeatinus CBS 121060
Lineage: Eukaryota; Fungi; Ascomycota; Eurotiomycetes; Eurotiales; Aspergillaceae
Exons: 2
Coding region: 55-858 (267 amino acids)
Source: RefSeq, a predicted model, not a curated record